AUGGCAUCUUCCUCGGGCAGCUUCCCAGUGCAUGGCACCGUCUCUGUCAAAGACGGCAAGGCCACCCUCACAUUGGGUCCGAGUCAGGCCGCGGACGUGAAAGUGACAAUGACGCGGCCAAGCUCAGCAAGUCUCCUGGAGCGCUUCGAAGGUGGUGUUCUGAACGUCCACGCUUCCAGGCUACCACUUACGAAAACCAGCCUUACCAACAUGAUGGGCGCUAUCCAACGUCAACUUCUGCUUCAACCUGGGGCAAGCGGAGUGUGGAACCAAGAGUGCCUAGAUCGUCUCGAAGCACUCCUGAGCAAGCCGCACGGCAAGGCUAAGGUACUAGCCAUCGAGGACUAA
This is a messenger RNA of Durusdinium trenchii, 348 nucleotides long. The record is from the annotation of a GenBank genome assembly. Lineage: Eukaryota; Dinophyceae; Suessiales; Symbiodiniaceae.